Molecule: messenger RNA, 924 nt
Organism: Caenorhabditis remanei
Lineage: Eukaryota; Metazoa; Nematoda; Chromadorea; Rhabditida; Rhabditidae
Exons: 5
Coding region: 1-924 (307 amino acids)
Cellular component (GO): cytoplasm
Molecular function (GO): channel activity
Source: RefSeq, a predicted model, not a curated record
AUGUGGGACAUACCGACGGAUCCGUCGGAAUUGUACUUGUACCUUCUCGAAAUCGAGUGGUUACACCCGUUUUACGCCUACGUCGUCUUCAUUAUUCUCACGUUCGCCGUCACCGACGGAGCGAGACGGUGCGCUGCACAAGUGCUCGGCGACAGUAAAAUGCUGAAGUUCAACGAGUUUCUCAGUGUGUUGACGAUGUGUACGGCGCACUUUGGUGAAGCCUCAAUCUACUACGCGUACGGACUCAUCCCAAUGUUCAUCGCGAUCAUAAUCAACUGGAAAAUCGGCGAGCACUUCUAUCGCGGGAGCGGCGAGAACUCGUGUCUCCUCUUCGAAGAGUACAUCAGUCGUACCGUCGACAACUCCGACAUGCUUGCGCUCGCUCUUCUUCAAUAUUUUGGCGCCACGUUGGCAUACAUCUUCAAUAUCGUUGCGUGGCACUACACGGCGAAAUACACGGGACUGAUGGGCGGUCCCGAGGAGUGUCUGUAUCUGGAAACUGCUCCGUUGCCACUUGUGGCUCUCUACCAAUUCUUGGCCGCCGCCGGGCUACGUGUCGCUUUGGAGUAUAUGACCAGCGAGAGAUGCAAGAAAUAUAUUUGUCUCGUUUAUGCGACACUUUUCUGUUUAGGCCAACAUCUCGUCGGAGUGCCCGGUGUCCACCCAAUGAUGUGUGCUUCCCGUCUCACCGGCUGCUACUUUCUGCAAGAAGACGCCGUUGUCAAGUACAUUUGUGUCUAUUUGCUCGGAAUCACGACGGGAUGGUUGGUGUCGGCGGCGGCGUUGUCCGAACGAACGAAGCUGAAAUCGAUGUGGCGAGUGAAGUUCGAGGAGAAGCUGGCGGCGGAGGAGGCCGCCCUGAUGGCUGAGCAACCGGUAAAACGAUUCGUCGGAAAAGGGAAUAGGCGGCGGGAAGUGCGAUGA